Messenger RNA from Aphanomyces astaci, 1914 nucleotides. RefSeq lists its product as hypothetical. The coding region runs from base 71 to 1468 and encodes 465 amino acids. Gene Ontology annotation, cellular component: membrane. The transcript has 6 exons. The record is from RefSeq and is a predicted model, not a curated record. Gene Ontology annotation, biological process: amino acid transport; transmembrane transport. Lineage: Eukaryota; Oomycota; Saprolegniomycetes; Saprolegniales; Verrucalvaceae. Gene Ontology annotation, molecular function: amino acid transmembrane transporter activity.
GUGUAAUACAUUAAACGUGGUGCAUGUUUGAGGUCAAACGUUCGAGUGUUGGAAGGUUGUGUACUACGCGAUGGAAAAGGCAGGAUUGGCGCCGCGGCAGUCGUCAUUCCUGUCCCGCGCCUUCUUCAGGAAGUCCUUGGCUCAGCUGCAAGAUGAGAUCCAUCGGGACGUGCAUGUUCGAUCGCUGUCGCUGUUCGACUUGCUCAUGAUUGGGAUCGGUGGAACCGUGGGCAGCGGGGUGUUUGCCACCGCAGGCUUGAUCGCUCGAUGUUACGCCGGUCCAGCAGCAGUGCUGAGCUGGAUUUUCGCGGGCCUGGGGUGUGUCCUCACAGGGUGCGCCUUCAUGGAGCUGUCUGGUUUGAUUCCUACGCACGGAAGUACGUACGCGUAUGCGUACCACGCCCUCGGCGAGUACCCCGCGGUGAUUGCCGGGUUUCUCUUAACCCUCGAAUACGGUAUCGCAUGUGCUGGGAAUGCCCGCGCAUGGAGCGCCAAGUUUGUCGUGUGGAUGAAGCUCAUGUUCGACGUCGACGGCCCAACGUGGAUGAAGCCUCCGGGCACGUCCAUCGAUCUCUACGCGUGCUUUCUCAUGACCGCGUGCGUCCUCGUGGUGUUGGGCGGCAUGGCCAUCGGCAAGCGACUCAUCAACGCCAUCACAGUUACCAAGAUUGCAGUCGUGCUGUUCAUCAUCAUCGCAGGACUCACGCAAUUCCACGUCGAGUACAUGGAUCCGUUCUUGCCGCCGUCCACGGUCAACGCCGCCACCGGCCAAGUCGUGUUUGGGUGGCCAGGGGUCAUGGUCGGGGCGAGCGCAAGCUUUUACGGGUACAUUGGUUACGACGAAGUGUGCUGCCUGGCGGGAGAAGCAAUGAACCCCCGCAAGAACAUUCCUCGCGCGGUGCUGGGCACAGUCGUCGGCGCCGCCCUCCUUUCAGUGCUCGCGACGCUGUCGGUGGUCGGCAUGCAGCGGUAUGACCUUAUCGACGUCCAGGAAUCGUAUGGUGAGGCAUUCAAAUCGGUCGGGUACUACUGGGCCAGCCCCAUCGUUGAGACGGGCGAAGUGCUGACGAUGCCCGUGGGUAUUUUGAUCGGGUUUCUCGCGCAGCCCCGAGUUCAGUGUGCGAUGGCCAAGGAUGGGCUGUUGCCGCCGCUGUUUGGCCGCCUGGACGCGUCGGGCAACCCCCGAGUGGGGACGUUCGUGGCGGGGGUGGUGCUCAUUACGUUUGCGACGUUUGUUGAGUUCCAAGUGCUGUGGAACUUCAUCUCGCUAGGCAUUUUGCUCGCGUUCAACAUGACCAACCUGUCGCUCCUUGUCGUGCGGUAUGGCCAAGGUAGUCCGCAGCUUCGCGUGGGAAAAUGGCGGCUGCAGCUCCCAUUUGUGCUGACACUGUUUGGUCUCACGUCGUUCCUCAGUGCAUUACAUUGGCAGCAUGGCGCUAUCGCUCCGAUCGUUGCCACAAGUACGUGAUAAUGGUCAAUGAACGCUAGAGAUCAUCAUAUGAACAUGGUUAGGUCGAGGCGCCGAAGCAUAUGCAAACUACAUGACGUCGGCGGGAGUCUUUGUGGCUGCUGCGUGCUCGGUGCUGAUGAUGGCAGUGACGGCGAUCCUGGUGGUCAACCACCCGACCCACUUUGAGGAUGAAGACCUAGGCGACGAAGGCAAGGGCUUGUUCCGUUGCCCGGCCGUGCCGUAUGUGCCCUGCAUUGCGAUCUACUUCAACUGGCUGCUCGUCGUACAAAUGCCAGGCUAUACUGUUCUGAUGAUGGCCGGAUGGGUUCUGCUCGCAUCCAUCAUGUACCUCGUCUACGGAACGCGGCAUGGCCUUGCCGCUACUGGUGCAUUGUAACGUUGGAAUCCCAUGCGUACUUAAGCGGAUACGAUACGUUUUAUAGAUAAACGCGAUUAUGUUUUUU